AUGCCGAGCGUAAAGCUCAAACAUUCUUCAUCUGACACCCUUUCCUCCUCCUCCGCCGACUCCGUCCGCCUCCUUUCCCGCGAAACCCUCCGCAUCAGCGCCUCUCUCGCCUCCCCUCCCGAUGAUCUCCUUCCUCCACCCCCACAAUCUCUCCCCGACUCUCACUUUCUCCAAUCGACUCUGAAACUGAUCUGCUGCGAGGAAAUCGACGGCCGGAGAUGGAAAUACGUCGCCGAGAGCGAUGGCUCUGGGAGAUUCAAGAGGAAUUCCGUCCGUGCUAUAAGCUUGGAGUCUCCUCAGACUCCUUUUGAUGAAGUUGGUUCGUUUCUCAGAUCUUACGUUGUACCUGAAGGAUUUCCAGCGAGUGUUAAUGAGUCUUAUGUUCCUUACAUGACAUUUAGAGCUUUGAAGCAUUUCUUUGGUGGAGCCAUGGGUGUGUUUACAACUCAAACACUUUUGAAUUCAGUUGGAGCCUCAAGGAACAGUUCUGCUUCUGCUGCUGUUGCCAUCAAUUGGAUUCUCAAGGAUGGUGCGGGGCGUGUUGGCAAAAUGCUUUUCGCGCGGCAGGGAAAGAAAUUUGAUUAUGAUCUGAAGCAGUUACGGUUUGCUGGUGAUCUUUUAAUGGAGCUUGGUGCUGGUGUAGAGUUGGCGACUGCUGCAGUUCCACACCUUUUUCUUCCACUGGCUUGUGCUGCUAAUGUUGUUAAGAAUGUUGCAGCUGUAACAUCGACUUCUACUCGAACACCAAUCUAUAAAGCCUUUGCUAAAGGAGAGAACAUAGGAGAUGUCACCGCUAAAGGAGAGUGUGUUGGUAAUAUUGCAGAUCUGAUGGGAACUGGGUUUAGUAUCUUGAUAUCCAAAAGAAAUCCUUCGUUGGUCACAACCUUUGGUCUUCUAUCAUGUGGCUAUCUCUUGAGCUCAUACCAAGAGGUUAGGUCUGUAGUAUUGCAUACACUAAACCGUGCAAGAUUUACAGUAGCAGUGGAGUCUUUUCUCAAGACAGGGCGGGUUCCCUCAUUGCAGGAAGGUAAUAUCCAAGAAAAGAUAUUCACUUUUCCAUGGGUGGAGGAUCGUCCAGUGAUGCUUGGAGCAAGAUUUAAGGAUGCAUUCCAAGACCCCACCACAUAUCUUGCAGUAAAACCUUUUUUCGACAAAGAAAGAUACAUGGUGACAUACAGCCCCACCAAGGGCAAAGUAUAUGCACUUCUCAAGAAUCAGGCAAACUCAGAUGACAUUCUCAAAGCGGCAUUUCAUGCACAUGUGCUUCUUCAUUUCAUGAAUCAAUCGAAAGUCGGUACCUUAAAAUCAGUGGAACAACCGGAUCCUGAUUUUGCUCCUGUGGUACAUGAGCUCGAGUCUCGAAUCGCUGAGUCGUGUGAAAUGGUUUCUACCUCAUAUGGCGUAUUCAAAAGCAGGGCUGCAGAGCAGGGUUGCAGAAUGUCAGAAUCUCUGCUUAAUCCUGGACGGGCUAGGUUAUGUAAUGCGCAUGAAGAGGUGGAGUAA
Messenger RNA from Microthlaspi erraticum, 1503 nucleotides. NCBI's taxonomy places the organism in Eukaryota, Viridiplantae, Streptophyta, Magnoliopsida, Brassicales, Brassicaceae. The record is from the annotation of a GenBank genome assembly.